GCGAGGACGUCGAUGGAUGAGCUGAAAAAACUGUUCAAACUGACUACUCUGCUCCCCUCAUAUUCACCUGACCUCACGCAUGACUACCACCCUUUCAAAAGCCCAUUGGACUUGAUGUUCGCUUGUGCUCUCUAUCCUACUGAUGACGACUUCUUGGAAAGCGUUGAAACUGAAGUGAAUCAGCAGGUUGUUGAUUCGCGCCAUUCAUCGAUAUUGUUAUGGGCCGGGAACAACGAAAACGAAGUGGCCAUCAGAUCGCAUUGGUGGUCUGUUGAAAACUAUGGAGAAGACGAUCAAGUCAAGGAUUACAUACGCCUCUAUAGUGGACUUGUAAAGCCUCUUGUUGAAGCUGGAGAUCCAUCUCGUCCAUUCCUACUUUCUAGUCCAAGUAAUGGGCAGCAAACUGAAGAUGAAGGAGGUGUAUCGGCAAAUCCCGGCGACCAACGUUACGGUGAUAUUCACUUCUACGACGAAUUAAGGGACCUUUGGCGAGAUAACUCCUACUUAACACCACGAUGCGCAACGGAGUUUGGAGUUCAAAGCCUUCCAUUUGCAAGCACUAUGUUGAAGCAUAUCAAUUUUUCCGAAUGGUUUUACACAUCGGAGCAGCUUGUGCAUCGACAGCACAAACCGGGUGGUAUACUAACCAAUUUGUUAAUGGUGUUCAAUCAUUUUCCGAUUCCAUUUCAAUGCACUCAAUCACUUGUCGAUCUAAGUCGUUGCGAUUUUCUGAGGUCACCGCAGUUUGUUGAUCGAUAUGCAUAUUUCUCCCAAGCGAAUCAGGCAAUCACAUACAAAAUACAAACUGAACAUUAUAGAAGGUUACAUCGUAAUUUACUGUUACCAUCCGGACUUGGCAACACAAUGUGCUCCCUAUACUGGCAGCUCAAUGAUGUAUGGGCUGCUCCAACUUGGUCAACAAUUGACUUUGAUAUGAACUGGAAAAUAGCUCAUUAUGAAGCGCGUCGAUUCAUGGCACCUUUGAUAGUAUACGCCUUGGGUCUGAAUGAUAUGGGAGUGACGGUAGUGAACGAUCUGCCAGAGGAAAUCAGGAAUGCAACGGUGCAAAUCGAUAUGUUUGCAUGGACUAAUGGCUUUGACUCGGUUUUCAGUCAAAGAAAAGUAAUUGAUAUCGCUCCAAUCAAACCACUCGGCCAAAAAGAAUGGUACCUCCACUUUCAGAUUGAUUUCAACGUGUUUGGCGAUGUUUCUAUCGCUGAAUUCAGUGUGAUAGAUGAUCUCACAUAUCUGCUAUCUAUAAAUGCCACAAGCCUUUCGCCAUAUACGUGGAUCGCAGUGUCGAAACCGUUCACGGGAUGGUUCUCUGAUAACGGCUUCACCAUGACAGUUCCCACUCGAAAAGUUAUGCUUCACCUUCGACACCCAGUAGAGUUGUCUGAAGGCGAUUUUCAUGUAUGUAACUUAAAAAAUUGUGGUGUACAAUGA
Haemonchus placei is the source of this 1446-nucleotide messenger RNA. The record is from the annotation of a GenBank genome assembly. NCBI's taxonomy places the organism in Eukaryota, Metazoa, Nematoda, Chromadorea, Rhabditida, Trichostrongylidae.